Messenger RNA from Cyphellophora attinorum, 1803 nucleotides. RefSeq names its product Cofilin. Bases 1 to 1803 code for a protein of 600 amino acids. Gene Ontology annotation, molecular function: actin filament binding. NCBI's taxonomy places the organism in Eukaryota, Fungi, Ascomycota, Eurotiomycetes, Chaetothyriales, Cyphellophoraceae. Gene Ontology annotation, cellular component: actin cytoskeleton; actin cortical patch; cytoplasm. Gene Ontology annotation, biological process: actin filament severing; actin filament depolymerization; cell motility. The transcript has 5 exons. The record is from RefSeq and is a predicted model, not a curated record.
AUGCCUCGCCAACCUCGUCAGCCGCGGCCGGCGGACUUCUGGGUCGGCAUACACCAAGAAUUGCUGCUGUUAGAGGUUGUGCUUGCCAAGCUUGCUCCGGAUGUGCUGACAGCGCUAAACAAAGAGGUGAUCGCUCAAAUGGUCGGCGAAGGUAAAUUGAAUGAGGCUUCCGUCAGAUCGAAACUUGCCCAGAUCCGACAGAGGGGACUAGAGAUUAUCAGCAAUUAUGAGACACGCCAGCGUGCUGGUAACGAGAACGAACGACAGGCCGAGCAAGACGACAAUCGUCGAACUGCAGGCGAGGAUGAAGCGAGUGCAAGAGGUUCCGACAAUGAGGCUUUCCACAACACUAAUAUCAAUCAAGUGGCGGCUGCUGGCUCGCAAGCACAUGUCCCAAAACUUCGGCGGCGAAAGAGUCGAAAUCUGCCGCCUCCAGUCCAUUCGACUCCUCAUCCCCACAGCAAUCAGAACACUGCUUCAAAUCACGAUGGCAUUCACCAGAGCACCGCCGCACAGCUCCAAGAUCGGAUGGUCACGUUGAGCCUGACACCUCGUCAGAAGAGCCCAGGGUCCGCAGCCAAGAAGCGCAUCAAUGAUCAGCUUUCCACCCAGGCCAAAGCAAAUCCCAAGAUCAGCCCCUCGGACAGAUCGCCACCAGGUCCAGAUGGCGACAGUAGUCAAAAAAAGCGCCGGCGUGGUGCAAAUGAGUAUGGUUCUCACGAUGAGCGCCCUAGUUCGCCCAGUCCCAGAAAUGUAGAGAUCAUGGAUGCCAACAGAAUUUCUCAAGGCGAAGAGGAGAUGCAGCGCCCGCAAAGCGUCAAGCGUGUGAAGGUAGAGCCAAACAUCGAUCCAGAGUCGUUGGACUACAUGAGUUCCAUGCCAGACGCGCCAUGGAGCGGAGGUCCUAAGAAAACAGGGCCAGGGUCAGCUCAGGAGCCGUAUACCCUUACCGACGGGGAUAGCGAUGCCGACGAGCCGGGAACGCCCAGUCAGAGUCAUUUCACCCAGAGCAGCGAAAAGAAAUCUGCCGCCACGAAAGCACAUCCACCUAGCCAACGCCGGAGUACAUCUGAUCGAUCCGGUACUGGCACCUCGAGCGAAAGGCGAUGGGAUCCCGUACCAAUGAGAAAGACCGCGAAGCCGAGAGUGCAACCAGCCCACAAGGCGUACACAGGCUGGAAUCCGGUGAACCAGCCUAAGAGUUCGAAGAAGUCGAGCAAGCAGCGAGUGCCGUCCGGCAAACUUCACACGAGAGCAGCCCCGUAUCCGAAUGACCGACUGGGAGGCGGCCAGAUCAUCAGAGAGGUCAGCAUAACCAAGUCAGAGGCAGAGCGGAAUCGCGGGUAUCCCAGCGAUGAGGUUAACUGUCAACCCCGAGUGCGUUUCCGCAUUCAACGACCUCAAACUCAAGGCCGGCGUGGCGGUCCGAAAUACAUAAUCUACAAGAUCUCCGACGACCAGAAAGAGAUUGUCGUGGACGAGAUCGGCUCCGAGUCUGACUACGAUGCCUUUCGCGAGAAGUUGAUUAGCAAGAAGGAGAGCUCAGGCAAGGAUCGCCCGUCGUACGCCAUCUACGAUGUUGAGUUCGAGCUCGAGGGCGGUGAGGGCAAGAGGUCCAAGAUCGCUUUCAUCACAUACAUCAACCAGGAUGCGACUGGCUCCCGCAUGGUGUACGCCAGCUCGCGCGAGACUCUCAAGAACGCUCUCAAUGGCAUUGCCAUGAACUGGCAAGCCAACGACAAGGGCGAGCUGGAGUGGGCUGAUCUACUUAAGGAGGCUAGCAAGGGCAAGGGCACUGUCUGA